AAACUGACGCAUUAAGGUCAAGGCUGUGAAAGGUUAACACCCGGCAUAGCGAAGGGUGUACUGUUCAGGUCUCUGCUCAUAGUUUUUUUUUUGUUACUCAUCAGAAGUUAGGAGAUCUAGAUCUACCUAAAGUUCUAAAUUAGAUCUAGAUAAGAUCUAUAUUUACAGACACAAUGACUACCAACGUUUUCUUUGAUAUCACUCAAGAUGGCAAGCCAUUGGGUCGCAUUGUUAUGACGCUCUAUACCCAGGAUGUGCCAAAGACUGCGGAAAAUUUCCGGGCACUCUGUACGGGAGAAAAGGGAUAUGGUUAUAAAGGAAGUACUUUUCAUCGUAUAAUCCCACAAUUCAUGUGUCAAGGUGGGGAUUUUACAAACCACAAUGGCACUGGUGGCAAGAGCAUCUAUGGCAACAAGUUUGAAGAUGAGAAUUUCAAGUACAAACAUGAAGGCCCAGGCACUUUGUCAAUGGCUAAUGCUGGCCCCAACACAAACGGCUCCCAGUUUUUUAUUUGCACAGCCAAGACUGACUGGUUGGAUGGCAAACAUGUUGUUUUUGGCAAGGUGGUUGAAGGCAUGGAUGUUGUAAGAAAAAUGGAAGCUUGUGGAGAUGACAGUGGGAAGCCCUCCAGCAAGAUCGCCAUUGCAGACUGUGGACAGUUGUAGGCACAUCUGCCUUGAAAUGGGCUCAUUUUAUUGCAUGUGGUUGUAAGGCACAUGAAUUCAUGUAGACAAUUUUUGUUUGUAAGCUUAUCUUUUUUGUUCAUUUCUUACUAGAACUCUAUGGAACAAUUGUAUUUAAUCUUAAAGCCAUCAGAAAAAAAAUUUUUAUAUGUAUUUAUACAAGAUGGACUGUAUUUUAAACCUAACAUUUGUUCUUUUUUUUUUUUAUACUUUAUUUUGUCAAAUUUAUAAAUAAAAAAUACUCGUCUCCGUCAAGAGUAAUUUGGCUGGUAGGCUGCAUAUUUUUAGGUCUUUUAUUGGACUUCAUAUUUAUUAACAAUUAUAGUCAUAAUAACAGAUUGUCAACACUAGCAUUGAACUGGUCAGGAUCAGGCAGUAACUAGCUUUGCAAUCUCAUUUUUUUUUUUAUUCUCUCCAUUUAAUCUCAUGACCAUGUUAUUAGGGGUAAUCUCAGCCACCUUGAACCUCUUGGUUGCUCAUUCGUUUGUUGCCAAAUUUAUUUGGUUUGCUGGAAUCAUUCCCUGUCUCAUGACUAUUCUAGACUUGCUUCAUUCGUAACACACAAUUUUACUUUUUUUUUUGUCCUGUGUUUAGCUGAAAUAAAGUCAUUUUUCAAAUA
Molecule: messenger RNA, 1302 nt
Organism: Physella acuta
Lineage: Eukaryota; Metazoa; Mollusca; Gastropoda; Physidae
Product: peptidyl-prolyl cis-trans isomerase
Biological process (GO): protein folding; protein peptidyl-prolyl isomerization
Cellular component (GO): cytoplasm; mitochondrion
Molecular function (GO): cyclosporin A binding; peptidyl-prolyl cis-trans isomerase activity
Source: RefSeq, a predicted model, not a curated record